UUCUGUCCUCUCUCAUGACAGUAACCAUGGGUGAGGCGGGAGAGGCGCCGACCCCAGCUGUGGUGAAAGAGGGAUGGCUCAACAAAAGAGGUGAGCACAUCAAGAAUUGGCGGCAGCGGUACUUCUUCCUCUUAGAGGAUGGGACACUCCUGGGCUUCAAGACCAAGCCAGAACAUGGACUGGCAGACCCUCUUAAUAAUUUCACUGUCAAGCGCUGCCAGAUUCUGAAAACAGAGAAGCCACGUCCCAACACUUUUAUUAUUCGAGGUCUACAUUGGACUACUGUCAUAGAGCGAACUUUUAAUGCACAGUCUGCUAGUGACAGAGAAGCAUGGAUGGAAGCAAUAAAGCAAGUGGCGGAGCGGAUAGCAGAGGUGGAUGCGACGUCUGGUCAGAAUGUCCAAAUCCAGCCAGCAGAUUGUGUUGACAUUAAACUCAAUUAUUCACAAGAGGAUGAUGAUGGGCUUGGGGCGAGAAGCUCAAAGAAGAAAAGAAAAAUUACAUUGGAUAAUUUUGAAUUCUUAAAGGUACUUGGGAAAGGGACAUUUGGAAAAGUAAUCUUAUGUCGAGAGAAGAGUAGUAAUCACUUUUAUGCUAUCAAGAUCCUUCGUAAGGAUGUAAUUAUUAAGCGCGAUGAAGUUGCUCACACACUGACGGAAAACCGAGUGUUGCAAAGGGUUGACCACCCUUUCUUAACGUACCUCAAGUAUUCAUUCCAAACAAAUGACCGCCUGUGCUUUGUAAUGGAAUAUGUGAACGGUGGAGAGCUCUUCUUCCAUCUCAACCAGGAGCGCAUCUUCCCGGAGGAACGUGCCAAAUUCUAUGGGGCUGAGAUCUGCUUAGCUUUGGGAUACCUCCAUGAGAGAAACAUUAUAUAUCGUGAUUUAAAGCUAGAGAACUUACUCUUGGAUGCUGAUGGUCACAUUAAGAUUGCUGAUUUUGGUUUAUGCAAAGAAGAUAUAUCAUAUGGUUCUACGACACGAACUUUCUGUGGUACACCAGAGUAUCUGGCUCCUGAGGUUCUUGAAGAAAAUGACUAUGGACGAGGUGUUGACUGGUGGGGUUAUGGAGUGUGUCUCUAUGAGAUGAUGGUAGGACGUCUUCCUUUUUAUGACAAAGAUCAUGACAAACUCUUCCAGCUCAUCGUUUGUGAAGAUGUAAGAUUCCCACGUACAAUAUCACAAGAAGCACGAGACCUCCUUAGGGGCCUGCUGCAUAAGGACCCAAACACACGUCUUGGAGGUGGACCCAGAGAUGUGAAAGAGGUUCAGAAUCACCCCUUCUACAUCACCAUCAACUGGAAAUUGCUGGAGGAGAAGAAA
Messenger RNA from Penaeus vannamei (Pacific white shrimp), 1322 nucleotides. The record is from RefSeq and is a predicted model, not a curated record. Lineage: Eukaryota; Metazoa; Arthropoda; Malacostraca; Decapoda; Penaeidae.